Messenger RNA from Maniola jurtina (meadow brown), 1661 nucleotides. Its product is annotated as protein transport protein sft2. The coding region runs from base 144 to 752 and encodes 202 amino acids. Gene Ontology annotation, cellular component: membrane. The record is from RefSeq and is a predicted model, not a curated record. The transcript has 3 exons. Lineage: Eukaryota; Metazoa; Arthropoda; Insecta; Lepidoptera; Nymphalidae. Gene Ontology annotation, biological process: vesicle-mediated transport.
UGUCAUACUGACAUAAUAUUGUAAAUUGUAAAGUCGACGGAACUUUGUUCUUGUGACUAAUAAUUUUUGAGUUUGUGUUUAAUUCUCGACUUUGAUUCGCGAAAAAACGUGAAUUUAUCGAAUAACACAUAUAACAGUGCAAAAUGGCGAACCUAAAGUCGGAUUUGGAUGAAUACUUGCUACAAAACGAGAGUCGUCGGAGUUACAAAAUCAGUUUACCAUUCUCGACUCCUAGUUUUUUCUCUAGAAGUAAUGAGGAAACUCCCACUAGCAGUACCAGCUCAACCGGAACUUGGUUUGAGAACGUACAGAAAGAAUACUUUACCUUGAGUCGCACACAAAGGUUUAUGGGAUUUGGCAUAUGCUUGUCGCUGGGAGUUCUCUGCUUCAUCCUGUCGUUCUUAUACAUACCAUUCUUACUCUUACAAGCCAGGAAAUUUGCUCUUCUGUUCACAUUGGGAAGUGUCUUCUUCAUAUUUAGCUUUAGUUUUCUCUACGGACCUUGGGCACAUAUGAAGUCACUGUUUUCCAAGGAGCGAGCGAUCACAACACUAUUAUACGGGUUUACUUUAGUAGCAACACUAUAUUGUGCACUGCACUUGCAGAGUACUGCGCUAACAAUCAUCUGUGCAGUUGCACAAGUCCUUGCACUCAUGUGGAUGAUGCUGGGUUCCAUUCCCGGGGGAUCAUCUGGCGCGAGGGUCUUCGGAAGCAUGUUCAAGUCCUCAGUAUCAAAUACUUUGCCUAUUUAACAGAGAAUUCAACACAUUUUUUUAAUGUGUGGUCGCCUGUACUAUUUUUAAGAUUUUUUUGUAUAUUUUCUUUUCUUUAAUGUUAGGCUAUAACUUAUACUUUUGAAAUAUUGGAAGUAAUGAUAUGUUAUAAAAUAAUAUGAUUUAUUGUGGCUAAGAGGUAAAAGAGUUGUGAGUCUAAUAAACUGCAUUCUCAGGCCAUCAACUCACACUCACUUUAAAUUAUUGUAUUUCAACUUGUAAUAUAAAAAUUGUACCUAUUUUCAAAAAUGUAAAUUCUUAUUAGUGUUUGUUGAUUUUGUUUAAAUUUACUUAAGAAUUAAUAAAGUCAGUAAAAUUAAUUUAAUUCAAGCAAAAAAUUUUGUUACUGGUACAACUUUACAGGUAUGAAAGUCAAUUAAUAGUACAAUUGAUUUUUAGAUCAAUUAAGUGAAGUAAAUUAUCAAAAAUAUCAGCGAUAAGUACAUCUUCAUGCUUUGUGCAUACAAAUUUUUAAAUUAAAAAGUAGAAAAAUGGACUUAUCACUCUUUACCUCUCAGCUACCUAUAUGCUCAAUAGCACAUAUUCACUGAAUAAAAUAAUCACAGACUUGCAAUAUUUAUGUAACUUGUUAUGAUACGAGAUUGCAUAAAAAAGCCAUUAUUUUUGACAUCAUUUAGCGUAAACUGUCAUGGUAGCUAUUUCAUCAUUUAAGGCUGGCUUACAUUAUACCAGUUACUGGAUACAAUACGAUCAAUCUUACGCCCAAGUACUGUACGCCUUCCUGUCCAGCUGUGUAACAAUCAUUUAUGACUGCACAUUGCUAUCUUAUCGCAUGAUGUCAAAACCUACAUGGGGAAGGUAAGGAACAAGAUCGCACGCAUAUUAUAUAAAUAAAGCCUUAAGAAAAUUCAUGUCAAGAUAUAAAAA